UUCCGCAUCCUUAUCUUCCGCAGUGUUCCGAUCACUUGUUAUGGAGAUGGGAACCGAGGAGCAACUAGAAAUUCCAGAUCAGUCCAUCGCACAGAAUACUGAGGUGUCAGAGUCGCGACCGCAUACCGGCGGCCAACGACCCAAAUGGGUCGCGUACUCUGCGCCACUCAUCAUUCUGCUCGCCUUCGUGGUCACCAUGGUAGCACUGUCAAACACCUUCCAUCAGUCUGAGGCCGUCAGCACGACUGCAGAGGAAACCGUCGCCACCCAGCCGAGCUACAUUCCGAAACAAUAUACCAUGAGACAGGGGCAGGUCAAAACCGCGGCCCUUGACGAUGAACCAGCGAAGAGCGUGGCCUCGAAGAGAACCAAAAAUGUCACGACGAAGCACACCCGGCCCGCGAGUCCCACUCCGUCUCAUUCGGCGCGUGCGUCCCUGCGUGGUGCCCUGGUGUGCACCGUGGGCAUUAAGCUGAACCGGAGCGUGGCGCUGCCCGAAGACGGCCUGUGCGACUUCACAUUCUUCGACUCGCUGCAGCGGAACGGCCUGAACGAGCUGGGCGGCCCCUUCGAGGAGAACUUCCGCCACUUCGCCGAGAGCGCCGCCCGGCACACGAACACCGAGUACGGUGCCGGAUUCGACUACCACGCCUUUGAGGAAAUGGACGAAAUUCUCUCUGACCCCGCUGCUAAGGGCCACCUGAACAGCCUUUGGGACCAGAGGAUCUUCCACUUUGGAUACAUCAACACUCCAUAUUCAGAUUUCUCGCACGAUAAGUUCACGCAACUGAUGGAAAUACUUAAGACCGUGUCGUCACUGAUGCGAGACAAGAGCACCGCCGAGCGACCCUCAUUCACCCUCUUGGUGGCCGCCAUGCACAGCGACCUGUGGAUCAAGCACGCCACGCACGUCUUCAGGGACACGUUUCAGCCAGACGCCGUGGUGCUGGUGGGCCACUUGUCCAGUCGAAGGAGCGACGCGGAGAGCUGCGAGAUACUGCCACCGACGACGCUGGUGCACUUUGCACGGCACGCUUCUCCCAGCUUGAGAGACGCGCACGAGACGGUUCGCAAGCUGGACUCGCGGGGCAUCAAGGCCGCACUGUUCGUGUCACUGGCCAUGUUCGGGCGGUGGUACAAGCCGCGCUACCAGAACUUCGAGUCUCGAGACCGAAGCGGUUCGCUGCGUGGUUUCGCUUUCCUGCAGAAGUGCAGACACGACUCCGGCGAUGUGCGCGGAAGCCACGUCCAGGUGUGUCGCGACUCGGCCUACACCAUCGCCUACCACGAAGAGGAACCCCAGGGCGCCGUGGCCUACAGUGAGGGAGCGGGAAAACUGCUCGCGUAUGACAACCCUGAAUCACUGAGGCGAAAGCUGUGCGCUUGCAGGGACAACGUGACGGCAGUGAAGUACGGCUUCACCGCCUUCAACGUAGAGUACGAGGACGCGGCGAACCGUUGUGGUGAAGGAAGCUUCUCUCGCCUAAGAGCACUCAAGGGUCUGCUGAACGCCUUCGCUCGCCCCAAUUCGCCCGAGGAGGCCGAGGGGUGCUCCGCGCAGUCCGCACACGUGACAACUGCUGCGCAACGCUCUGAAAAAUAGAAAAUAGGAAACAUGCUCGCUUUCGUUGUGAUUGAAA
Dermacentor albipictus is the source of this 1640-nucleotide messenger RNA. RefSeq lists its product as uncharacterized. Lineage: Eukaryota; Metazoa; Arthropoda; Arachnida; Ixodida; Ixodidae. The record is from RefSeq and is a predicted model, not a curated record.